AGAAAAAGAAGCCAAUGAAACGCUCCCUCAUUCCACUGGUCGUCUGCUGUGUGUUUCGGCGACCAUCAAACUAUUCUGAUCUGGAGUAUUGACGUGGAUGUGACUCCCGAGCUGUGGACCAUGUCUACCCGGGCUCUGCGAAGGCUCAAAGGGAAGCAGCGGGGUCAGGAGGCCUUGGACCUCGGGGCUCUAACUUUAGGUGACAGCCCGGAGGAGGAGGAGGAGGAGGAGGAAGAGAAGCAGCUGGACACGGCUCCUGUUUCUCCCCCGUCUGACAGAAAAGGCAACAACCGAAAGGCAAAGAAAAAUAAGACUCAGAAAAACGUCAGCAACAUUUAUGAACUGAUAUGUGACCCCGACAUCGACGCUGAGAAAAUUUCACCUGAUGAAGAGGCAAACAGAGAAGAGAAAACUGCCAAAAAUAAAACGAGCAGCAAAGGAAAGAAUGACAACAGAAACACUGAGAAACCAGAUCAGGAGCAGGAACAAGUGCCAACUAAGCCAGCGUCUGGAGACAGAGUUAAAAAGAAGAAGAAAAAGAAGAAGGCAAAAGUGACAUCAGAAGAUGGACGGGAGGCAACUACAGAAGAUAACAUUGAUUUAUUGUUGGAGAACCUGGAGCAGUCUAAUGGUUUGAGUUUGCAAAAUGAGGAUUGUGGAGGCUCUGAUAGAAGAACUGUGCUACACGUGGAGCACAGAAACCUCAACCCAGAGACAGAGCUGAAGAGAUAUUUUGGGGCUCGAGCUGUUCUCGGUGAUCAAAGGCCUCGACAAAGAAACAGACAGUUUCACCGUACCACUUGGAUGACCAGUCCUAAGGAUAGCUGGCCUCGCUUCAGCCGCCCAGGUAUCUCAAUGGCUUUGCUGGAGUCGAAGGAUGGUGUUCAGUACUUCACCUUUGAGCACAGUCGGGACUACCAGCAAGUACAGUUCAAGUUCCUGGAUGCUGUUGAGUCCAUGGAUCCCAACAACAUUGUGGCCCUGCUGCAGCUUAACCCCUACCACAUCGAUUCCUUACUGCAGCUUUCUGAUGUCUGCCGAAUACAGGAGGACCAGGAGAUGGCCAGGGACCUCAUUGAAAGGGCCUUAUACAGCUUUGAAUGUGCUUUUCAUCCUUUGUUCAGUCUGACAUCAGGUGCGAGCAGACUGGAUUAUCUGAGACCAGAAAACAGAGCAUUUUAUCUGGUCCUUUAUAAGCACAUGAUUUUCCUGGAGAAGAGAGGUUGCCCACGGACUGCUUUGGAGUACUGCAAACUGAUCCUGAGUUUGGACCCAGACUCUGACCCGCUCUGCAUGCUCCUGCUCAUUGAUUUCCUGACACUGCGUUCCCGAGAGUACCGGUCCCUCCUUCAGUUAUACCAGGACUGGGAGGUGCACAGAAAUCUGUCUCAGCUGCCAAACUUUGCAUUCUCCACUGCACUUUGCCAUUUCCAUCUCAGUCAACAGGAGGAUAUGGAUCCUGAGGAAAGUGGCAAACUAAAACAAAAAGCCGACGAGAUGCUGCAGAACGCUCUCAUCAUGUUCCCCGGAGUCUUGAUGCCCUUACUGGACCUGUGCACUGUUCAGGCUGAUGCUGCAGUCACCUCCCAUAGCUUCUUUGGCCCAAAGAGUCAGAUAUGGCAGCCACCAGCUCUGGCUGAACUGACGGCUCUGUAUGUGGGGAGAACGUACAGCCUGUGGAGGGAGGCGGUAGUGAUGGUUUGGCUGGAAGAGUCUGUGAAGGAGGUGCUGCGACGAGUUGAUGCGAAAGACCCUUUAGUGGAGGACUGCCAAAAUAAGAGGAAGCAGAGGUACCAGAGUGCACCUAGAAACAUCCAUCGCCACGUUCUCCUCUCUGAGAUCAAAGAAGCCACUUCAAGUCUCCCUCUAGAGAUAACCACUCAGCCUGUGAUGGGUUUCGACCCUCUUCCUCCGCUAGACUCAGUGACAUCUUACACCCGACCAGAGAGGCAGCAUGUCGGAGCCUCCAAUGAGAGCACAUUCUCGCUGUUUUUCCGAUCUUUGCUGCCAAACUUCAACCUUCAGGACGGACCGAGGCAGGAGGACGGCAUGGAAGUGGCUCGAGCCGGUCAGGAGCUGAACCAGGAAGUCAAUCGCCUGAUGGUGGCAAUGAGGGACAUGCUGGCAAACAUCCGGUUUCAGGAGCCACCAAGAGAGGACAACCCGUACAGAGAUGACGAGGAAUGGGACUGAGGAGGACGGGGGUGGAAUACGUUUUCAGCGAAGAGGAAGAAAAUAAGACACUUAAAAAAUGAGAUGCUGUUUAUAAUUAAGAAAAGAAGAGAUGGUGUGGGACUUCUGAAUAGUAUUUUUAUUAUUUUCCCAACAUGAGAAUACUAAACUGUGCUUCAGCAGCCGUGGAUUAAAAUCUGAUGCAGACUGUUGUGAACACGGGAUCUUUCUUCAAGUGUCAGAAGUCCAGUUGCUAAUUGAACCCAAUGGUUGACAGUGUUUUUAUAGUCGUUAUCAUAGCACUGUCACUUCAAUAGCUCCAACACAUAAUGGGCAUUAUUCUUCUUCUGAUUUCUGGCUCCCUUGAGUGUUUUCUCUCUCUCUUUUUUUAAUUUUAUUUUCACAACACAAUUAACUGCUUUAUGAUGUCAGAACAAGGUUCAAACAGCUCUUAUGUUGAGUAGAGAUUCUGUGUCACGGAUUCAAGAAUUUGCGUGACAGCAUUUUACAGAAAUUAUUUUUGCAACCCAAGAGUAAAGGAGCUUUUUAUUCCCAUUGACCUAAUUCGACAGAUUCUGUCAUUCAAAACAAACGUUGGGGAAAUCAGUUUGGCCCGUGAGAAUCUGUGUGAACUGUGAAAUGUUGAAAAGGUAAAAAUUACAUCUUGCUUUACUUGAUUAUGAAAAUAUUGUCAUACAUUGUCAUAUAUCACAUGACAUACCCUCCCUUUAUUAAGGCAUCUUUAUUUAGAUAUAAGUGACUUUUUAAUUUAAGACAUAUUUAAAUGCACUCUUAAUUUUCACGGGGAUGCUGUAACAUCUUUUACAAACUUUACUGUGUUGUAAAAACAAUAUGUUAAGUAAAGAAAAUCAGGUAAAAUGAAA
This is a messenger RNA of Mugil cephalus (flathead mullet), 3056 nucleotides long. RefSeq names its product transcription factor 25 (basic helix-loop-helix) (gene tcf25). NCBI's taxonomy places the organism in Eukaryota, Metazoa, Chordata, Actinopteri, Mugiliformes, Mugilidae. The record is from RefSeq and is a predicted model, not a curated record. Gene Ontology annotation, molecular function: protein binding. The transcript is spliced from 18 exons. Bases 121 to 2193 code for a protein of 690 amino acids. Gene Ontology annotation, cellular component: RQC complex.